This is a messenger RNA of Macadamia integrifolia, 1385 nucleotides long. RefSeq names its product exocyst complex component SEC5A-like. Gene Ontology annotation, cellular component: exocyst. Bases 20 to 1195 code for a protein of 391 amino acids. The transcript has 8 exons. Lineage: Eukaryota; Viridiplantae; Streptophyta; Magnoliopsida; Proteales; Proteaceae. Gene Ontology annotation, biological process: exocytosis; Golgi to plasma membrane transport. The record is from RefSeq and is a predicted model, not a curated record.
CUUCUUCAUUCAUGCCAGGAUGAUCCACAGCCUAAGGAGUGAGGAUAUGAAAUCAGAUAACAUGUUUCUGCAACUUCAAGAAAUUCAAGAAUCUGUGAGGCUUGCAUUUCUGAACUGUUUUGUGGAUUUUGCAGCUCAUCUGGAACGUAUUGGGGGUGAAAUCUCUCAGAAUAAGUUGAAUCAAGAAACAUCACAUGUAGAAAAUGGAUAUUUUCAACGCCAAGCGAAAGGUCAUAGUCUUCACCCUGGCAAUGUUUGUGAUCCUCAUCAAAAGCUGUUGAUAGUAUUAAGUAAUAUUGGAUAUUGCAAAGAUGAGCUUUCACAUGAGUUGUACAACAAAUACAAAUAUAUCUGGCUGCAGCCUAGGGAUAAAAAUGAAGGGGACUGUGAUAUACAAGAUUUGGUAAUGUCUUUCUCUGCACUUGAGGAGAAGGUCCUGGCACAGUAUACUUUUGCAAAGGCAAAUUUGAUUAAGACGACUGCGAUAGACUACCUUUUGGAUGCUGGAGUUCAAUGGGGAGGGGCACCUGCUGUCAAAGGUGUGCGAGAUGCAGCCGUGGAAUUACUGCAUACUCUUGUAGCCGUGCAUGCAGAGGUUUUUUCUGGUGCUAGGCCCCUAUUGGAUAAGACACUGGCUAUUCUUGUGGAGGGCCUGAUUGAUACUUUCCUCAGCCUUCUCCAUGAAAACAAAUCCAAAGAUCUGAAGUCAUUAGAUGCAAAUGGUUUCUGUCAGCUUAUGCUUGAGCUUGAAUAUUUUGAAACAAUAUUGAAUCCAUAUUUUACACCUGAAGCAAGUGAGUCUCUAAAAUCUCUACAAGGAGUUCUGUUGGAAAAGGCCUCUGAGAGUGUUACAGAGUCUUCUGAGAAUCCAGGGCAUCAUCGUCGUCCAACACGUGGGAGUGAAGAUGCAAUUGUAGAUGAAAGACAGCAAGGAAUGACUGUGUCACCAGAUGACCUAAUAGCUCUUGCCCAGCAGUACAGGUCUGAGCUGCUUCAAGCAGAACUUGAGAGGACUCGCAUCAACACAGCAUGCUUUGCGGAGUCGAUUCCAUUGGACUCAGUACCUGCACCAGCCAAAGCUGCUUAUGCUUCUUUUAGGGGAUCGAUGGAUUCACCAAGAAACAUCAAUUCACCAAGAAGUUUUAGUACAGAGUCUAUUGAAUCCCCAAGUUACUCCCUGCGUAGGCGUAGAUGAUGUGCAAUUUUCAAGUAAUAUUUUUCUCAUUAUGCAAUGCAUUUUAUGUUGUAUUAUUAUUAUUAUUUUUUAUUUUGCCUGUGCUCAUUCUUUUGGUGCCCUGGUUGUUCCCAGUAGGCCUGUGUUGUUGAUGUGUAGAAGAGAAAUAUUCGAGCAUGUUGUGUCUAUAUGUAAGCUCUAAUUUAUUUUA